This is a messenger RNA of Tarenaya hassleriana, 1186 nucleotides long. Its product is annotated as zinc finger protein GIS2-like. NCBI's taxonomy places the organism in Eukaryota, Viridiplantae, Streptophyta, Magnoliopsida, Brassicales, Cleomaceae. The record is from RefSeq and is a predicted model, not a curated record. Gene Ontology annotation, molecular function: nucleic acid binding; zinc ion binding. The transcript has 4 exons. Bases 175 to 822 code for a protein of 215 amino acids.
CUCGUACUUGGUUUCCUCUUGCUCUUUGGAUUUCGUGUCGGAGGAAGGCUUUUUGGUCCUAAAUCCUGAUUGUGACGGAGGAAAGGAAGGAGGCGGCAAACUAGGUUGUCGGUGGUUGGUCAGUAUCAGUUGCAGACUAUUUCGUGGUAGUGUGUGUUGGACUACUAUAGAAAAAUGAGUUUAGACAGCAGGAGCAAGAGGAGUCCGGUGGGCCGGAAGAUUUGCUCUGAUCGUUUUUCUUACCGGGAUGCUCGUUAUAGGAGAGAUUCUCGUCGGAGUUUCAGCCAAAGUAAUCUGUGCAACAACUGCAAGCGGCCGGGCCAUUUUGCUCGAGAGUGCCAUAAUGUGUCGAUCUGUCACAAUUGUGGCCUUCCGGGGCAUAUCUUAUCAGAAUGUUCCACAAAAUCCUUGUGCUGGAACUGCCGUGAACCUGGUCACAUGGCGAGUAACUGCCCUAACAAAGGCAUUUGCCACACCUGUGGCAAGGCCGGGCAUCAAGCAAAAGACUGCACAUCGACCCAGCUCCAACCGGGGACCUUAGACUAUGCAACAACUGCUAAAAGCAAGGGCACAUUGCAGCGGACUGCACAAAUGAAAAGGCCUGCAACAACUGCAGGAAAACAGGGCAUUUGGCUUGUGAUUGUACAGACGACCCUGUGUGCAACCUGUGUAAUGUGGGCGGUCAUGUGGCUAGGCAGUGCCCUAAAGCUGGCACGAUGGGAGACAGAGGAGGCAAUCGCGGUUACAGAGACCAACGGGAUAUUGUUUGCAGGAACUGUAGGCAGGCGGGUCAUAAGAGCAGGGACUGCACUGCUGUGGUGACGAUUUGUAAGAACUGCGGUGGACGAGGGCACUUUGCUUACGAGUGCCCUUCUGCAAGGCUCAUCAACCACCACUACCUUCGGAGAUUCUGACUGAUAACAAAGAUUGGCCAGAGUCCGGACAGUACAUCUUCACCGGAGUUGUACAGUCGGCUCUCUUACAAGAUCGGAUUUUGAUCACAGAAGGUGAGUUAAGUGAUUUUCGAAAAACAGAAACUGAGAAUGUUUCUUUAGAAGUGAUGAGCUGUAUCUGCUGAUGGACACUUUCCGGGUGCUGUUCUUGUGAGUUCAAUCUUUAAAAUUCAAUAUUUCAAUGAAAAUGUAGCAUCUACGUCAUAUAUAUAGAAUCUAUUAACACAGAUUAA